UUCACGUGCUACAUAGGCUUUCUUUAUCUAUUGCAGGUUAACAAUGAAAAUGUAGUUAAGGUUGGUCACAGGCAAGUGGUGAACAUGAUUCGACAGGGGGGCAACCACCUAGUUCUGAAGGUUGUCACGGUAACCAGAAAUCUGGAUCCAGAUGACACUGCGAGGAAGAAAGCACCUCCUCCUCCGAAGAGAGCGCCUACCACUGCAUUGACCCUUAGAUCCAAGUCGAUGACAUCGGAGCUCGAAGACUUAGUGGAUAAAGCUUCAAUGCGGAAAAAGAAGGAUAAAACAGAUGAAGUGACAUCAUCCUUCAAACCAUCAAGAGGUAGUGAAAAUACUGCAGUUGAUUCCAGAGUUGCAACUAUAAAACAGCGCCCCAGCAGCCGGUGUUUCCCUGCAACAGCAGAUUUAAACUCAACAUUUGAUCGCCAAGGAAUUCCUGUAAUGCCUCCUACAGUUCCAGGAAGCCCUAAACCACCUUACCUAGGUUUGCCUCGAGGUACAGUUAGAAGGCAAAAGUCCAUAGGAAUUACAGAAGAAGAGAAACAGUUUCUGGCACCUCCUAUGCUCAAGUUUACUAGGAGUCUCUCCAUGCCUGACACUUCAGAAGAUAUCCCACCUCCACCUGCAACAUCACCUCCUUCUCCUCCAUAUAGUGCACCUCCAAAAUCUCCAACACCAACAAGAAGUUAUGGGACAAUAAGGCCUAGUAAUAAUCAGAAUUCUGGUUCAAAAAGUCCUACUCCAAAUAGAUCAGAAAAUAUUGGAACUAUACGAAGGGACAAGGGGGUGUUUUACAGGCAAGACUCAGAACACUUUUCCCUAGAUUCUGAGGAAACCUAUAAACAGAAUAUUUCUUCUCAACAGAAUUUAAGAAACAGAAGAGCUCCUUUGCCUGAAAAUCCAUACUCUGAAGUAGGAAAGUCUGCAAACAAAGGAGUUUAUGUGCCAGCGAAACCAGCCCGUCGGAAAGGAACUUUGGUGAAGCAGUCAAAUGUAGAGGAUAGUCCAGAAAAAACUUGCUCAAUUCCAAUUCCAACUAUUAUUGUUAAGGAGCCUUCAACUAGCAGUAGUGGGAAAAGCAGUCAAGGAAGCAGUAUGGAAAUUGAAACCCAAACUUCUGAUCAUUCUGGUCACCUUAAGCCAGAAGAUAAUUUGAAUUUCAGCAGUCCAUUCGCAGCAGCCAUUGCUGGGGCAGUGAGGGACAGGGAAAAACGAUUAGAAGCAAAAAGAAACUCUCCAGCAUUCCUUUCUACAGAUAUGGGUGAUGAAGAUAUUGGGCUAACACCAGGUCCUAGAUUAAGACAUUCUAAGUCAAUUGAUGAAGGAAUGUUCAGUAAUGAGGAAAGACGCAGUCAUCUUCUGUUACCAUCCUCCUUACAUUUACCUAGAGCACCAAGCUUGUUUAAUAAUGUGGACUCAAACAGUCACACUGAAGCCACUAAUGCAAGGACAGUAAAUGCUUCAUCAGCAAUAGAAAUUACAGAAACUGGUACUGGAACUACAAGAAAUUAUAAUAUAUCUGGAACAAGUAAUUAUGUCCAUCCUGUAACGGGAAAAGUGUUAGAUCCCAACUCUCCUUUAGCCCUUGCCUUAGCUGCAAGAGACAGAGCCAUGAAUGAACCGAAUCAGCAGGCCCCUAGUAAACCAGAGGCUGGGAAGGCUGCAGACCUUAAUAAACCACUUUAUAUUGAUACAAAAAUCAGACCAAAUUCUGACAUGGCAUUCACAGCAACAUCCACUAUCGCUAGAAAGAGUGCACGUGGUGCACUGAGAAGGCAGGAAACAGAGGUUAAGCAUGAUUCUGAAAUGCUUAAAGAUGAGAGAAAAACAGAAGAGAAGAAAAACAUGUUGAUAAAUAUUGUAGAUACAUCACAGCAAAAAACAGCUGGGUUGCUGAUGGUCCACACUGUAGAUGGAAACAAAGCAGAUGAUAGUAAUCUCAGUGAAAGUGAAAAGGAAGAAAAGAAGCGAACUUCGGACAAUGCCUCAGCUGAAUUAAAAGACGACAAUCAAGAGGCUGCAGAUUCUUCACAGACAUCAGCAAAACUUGAGCCAUCCACUUCAUUUAGCAAAGCUAUCAUCACAGUUAAUUCAUUCGAUGAGCCCAUCAUCGUUCCAUUCCGUAUCCCACCACCUCCUUUAGCUUCAAUCGAUAUCGAUGAAGACUUUCUUUAUACAGAGCCAUUACCUCCACCUUUAGAAUUUGCCAACAGCUUUGACAUUUCUGAUGACUCACCAACAGUGCCAUCGAUGUCGGACAUCUUAAAGCAGAGGAAAAAUGAAAAAUUUCCCCCACUGCCUACAUUUAACUCCAGUUUAUCAAUGAAUUCUGUAGAUGGAAGAAAACAGAUGGCGGUUUCAAACUGUUUGCCUGGGCCAUUUGUUCCACCACCAGAAAAUUUCGAUAGUGUUGCUGAUUCGGGGAUUGAGGAUGUCGACACUAGAAGCAGCACUGAGCAUCACUUGGAGACAACUAGCACUAUUUCAACAGUGUCCAGUAUCUCAACCUUGUCUUCUGAAGGUGGAGAGAAUCUGGAAACAUGUACAGUCUAUGCAGAUGGGCAGGCAUUUCUGGUAGAUAAGCCCCCAGUACCUCCUAAGCCAAAAAUGAAGCCCAUACUCACUAAAAAUAAUGCACUUCACAAGGAUGCCCUUAUAGAAGAAACUGUAGAUAAUUAUAGUAUUCCCCCACCUGCCCCACCCCCUCCCCCUUCGGGUACACAGACCAAUAUUCCCAUAAUUGUACAACAGAGAACUUCAAAGCUCUGGGGGGAUGUCCAGGAAAUUAAAAGUCCUACAUCCCCAGAUCCAAAAGCCAAUGUUAUUAGUGAAUUGAACUCCAUACUUCAACAAAUGAACAAGGAUAGGUCCCCGAAACUCUCGGACAGUUUGGACUCUUCUUUGGGAACAAGGUCAACUGCAUUUGGAACAAGGGGAACAGAAGGCUUAACGACCAUCUCAGGAACAAGGAAUUCAAGCGUCACUUUCACUAUUCGGCCUGGAAAUAAUCCACCCAUAUCAUUGCAGAAUAGAACGACAGAGUUUGAUAGAACUUCUACUACAAGACGUGCUCCGAGUCCUGUAGUAUCUCCCACAGAAACACUUAAGGAGAUGAGAUCAUCUUCUUUGCCAUCUUCAGCUUCUUCUCCUACUCUUUCUGACAUAUUUUGUCUGCCAAGCCCACAGGCUACCGGGGAACUAUUUAGUCUAAAUACUGGAAGAAGUCGAUCUCCAUCCCCCUCUGCCUUGCAACAGUCAAUUUCAAACAAGCCUUUUACAAGCAAGCCAAUCCAUCUAUGGACUAAACAGGAUGUAGCAGACUGGUUAGAAAGUCUAAAUCUAGCAGAACAUAAAGAGGCCUUUAUGGAUAAUGAAAUAGAUGGCACUCAUUUACCAAACCUUCAAAAGGAAGAUUUAAUAGAUCUUGGAGUGACUAGAGUUGGACAUCGAAUGAAUAUAGAACGAGCUUUAAAACAAAUUUUAGACAGAUAAGAGAGGCUGAACUUUUCUCUCAGACUUUGUUCACUCUCAAGUAUCUAAUUAGAUAUGAAACGGCCUUUGGUAGUAAUGGCACAAAUUACAUACCUUUUGGUACUGUAAGUUAAGGUGGUUGUACAGUUAGUUUAUAAGCACAAUAUGACAAGGAAAUGAUUUAACCAGUUUACUGGGUGGCCUGUUUUCUGCUGCUGCUACAGGCCCCGAGGAGUUUAAGGAAGAUGUAUGAGAUUUCUCGAACAGUAUUUCUUUAAAAUAGAUGUAAUCUUUUUAAUCGACCUCAUUUGGAUGCAUCUAAACCAGCAGAGCUGUGUUGCAUUUUCUAUCUUUGCUAGACUUUCUUCCAAGAAAUGCAAGUACUUCUAAAAUAAAAAUGUAGAUAAAAUUGACAUUAUAUCAAAUGUUGAGAAGCUCUAAUACCAUGUAUGUUAUGUUUUAUUUUCCUGUUAAAAUGUGUUUUUAACUAAUUUCCAUUUGAAAUGAUGCAUUUUACUGAAAGUCCUAAGUAAACCUUGAAAGUAAACGAGGGGAAGUAAGAUGUUUAACAAUUAUUCAUUCUCUAGCUUUCUUUCAGCAUUUGUUGAAAUCGGUACUGGGCAAGCAUUUUAUAACCGCCCGGUCAGAACUGUUACAAUGGCAUCAGUAAGUAUAGUAUGGAGGAAAAGAAACUAAUCAUCACUGUCUUCCAUUUGAGUGAAGGUGUUAGUGUGCUAUUAUUUAGCAAGUAAACUACUCAAAUAUUGCAUAAUUUUUUCCUUUAAUGAGUCUAACAAAUUUUAAGACGUGCCAGUAAAAGAUAUUAUUGUCACAAGAGUUGGUGAAGCUGCAGUAUUCCUUUAUGAAAAGUUAACAUGAUACCAAUCAUUCUUUUGGUGGCAUAUGGGGCACAAUCAGAUAUAUAUAUAGAUAUAUAUAUAUAUAGAUAUAUGCAUAUAUAUUUUUAAUGUUUAUUGUGUGUUGUGUGCCUAAAGGGGAUCUAUAAAUGAUUGCUACUCAUUUUAUAUAAGACUUGUUUGCCUAAAGAAUGAAAUAUUAGUUCUAUUAGAACAUAUUGCUGUUUUUCAGCAAAAGAACUGUGAAUGAUUUCAACUGGUAUAAUUUGAAAUGAAAAUUUAUAUUAUACCAAAUCCUGCUAUAUUGCUACAGUGCACCAGUGUUUCAACAUAUAUAAACCAUCUUAUGUAAUGGGUUUCCCAAGUGUUAGGGCCAGCAUUUGUUCUAUACUGUAAUAUUCAAAAGCUGCAAUUACAUGCUUAGUUUAUGGCAAGUUGUGUAUACAUUACCAAAGUAUCACAACAUGUAAAAUUGUGUAUAACUGUAAUGGUACCUUUUUUAGAUACCUGAGCACACUUUUAAGUCGACUCUGAUAAAAACAAAAUAAUGACUAGAUGUGACUGUUGAUUUGCAGAAUUUACAUAUACAGCUAAUGAUUUGUGGUACCUAAGUUAGCAAAGUAGUUGAUUUCUGAGUUCUUACUAAUAAUUACAGCAUUACCCAGUUGAUCUGGCAAUGACUAUGUAUGAGCCACAGAUAUAAUUUCUAAUUUCCCUUAGACUUUCUUUUCAUUUUUAGAUGGAUCUUAAGAUGUUUCUCGCUAUAGUUUGUGUAAAAGACUUGUGUUCAAGUUUAUAUGUUGCUGUAAUUUUGUGCUUUAAUUCCUCUAAUUUAGAAAUGAUUAAAAUGUUCCUGUAACUGCACUUUCCCAAUCCUUAAUAAUCUUGUAUGCCAACCAAAAUUACUGUAAGAAAUAAAUAUAAUAUUGCACUAA
Messenger RNA from Protopterus annectens (West African lungfish), 5266 nucleotides. RefSeq names its product SH3 and multiple ankyrin repeat domains 2 (gene SHANK2). The transcript has 8 exons. The annotation marks the transcript as partial. NCBI's taxonomy places the organism in Eukaryota, Metazoa, Chordata, Ceratodontiformes, Protopteridae. Gene Ontology annotation, molecular function: ionotropic glutamate receptor binding; synaptic receptor adaptor activity. The record is from RefSeq and is a predicted model, not a curated record. Gene Ontology annotation, cellular component: postsynaptic membrane; dendritic spine; postsynaptic density.